This is a messenger RNA of Sus scrofa (pig), 2293 nucleotides long. NCBI's taxonomy places the organism in Eukaryota, Metazoa, Chordata, Mammalia, Artiodactyla, Suidae. The record is from RefSeq and is a predicted model, not a curated record.
AGCAGACUGUGGGCUCAGGGGCCUGUCCCCUCACAGCACACAGCUGGGGAGUGGGGUGAAGGCCCCCCUUUAACACCAUCCCUCCUGCCCCCUCAGGACUGUACACAGCACCCUCCCUCUCAGCCCACCGAGCCCCGUGGGGGCGUCAGGAGGGAACGUGUCCCUCUCCUGUAGCUCACAUUUCAUGUCCAGCACACUACACCUGCUGAAGGAGGGAGGCGCUAAACCGCCCCAAUGCAGCGCGUGGGGGAAACUCGGGAACUCGGGAGGGAGGCAGGCCCUCUUCCCUGUGGGAUCCGUGAAUGCAUCCCACGGGGACACCUACAGAUGCUAGAUUCUCCCAGCUCCCAUCCCUACCUGUGGCCUCAGCCCAGUGACCCUCUGUAUCUCCAGGUCACAGGUAUGUACAGGGAGCCCUCCCUCUCGGCCCAGCCGGGCUCCCUCGUGCUCCUCGGAGACAGACUGACCCUCCAGUGUCGCUCAGAUGCCAGCUUUGGCAGAUUCGCUCUGACCAAGGACGAGGGAAGCACACCUCCCCUCCACCUAAAUGGCCAGCACAGCCCCGACUUCCCCCUGGAUCGUGUGAGCCACACCCGAGGGGGCCGGUACAGAUGCUACGCUGCACACAACCUCUCCGAUGAGUGGUCGGCCCCCAGUGCCCCCCUGGACGUCCUGAUCGUGGGAAUGUACCGGACACCCUCCCUCUCAGCCCAUCCAGGGACCUCAGUGUCCUGGGGAGAGAACGUGACCCUGCAGUGUCGCUCUGAGUCACAGGUGUUGGACACCUUCCACUUGUUCAAGGAGGGGUCGCUGGCUCCUGCCCAGAGCCUGAGUCUGCAGGACAUAGCUGUACCCCUUCAGGCCAACUUCACCUUGAGUCCUAUGACCUCAGCCCACCAUGGGACCUACAGGUGCUAUGGCUCACACAGCACCUCCCCCUAUGUCCUGUCAAACCCCAGUGACCCCCUGCAGCUCUUGAUCUCAGGACCAGCAGACACCAUCCGCCCAUCACAAAACCACUCAGAUCCCACGAGUGGUGAGGAGGAGGAAUCCUCAGUUAUGGGCCUGGGUUCUGGGGUGCAGGUCCUAUAAAGGGGAGGUGCUGCCGAGGAUUCUGGGGGACUGGGAUCUGCCCUCACCUCUGCGACCUCUCUGUCCACAACCCCUACCCUCUCCCCCUGAAGACUACACAGUGGGGAACCUCGUCCGGAUGGCCACGGCUGCCCUGAUCCUGCUGAGCCUCGGAAUUCUGCUCUUCCAGGCUCAACAUGGCCAUGGAGAACCCAAGACGGGACCAGGAGCUGAGCACAGAGGCCACAGGGCACCGUCCAGAGUGGCAGAGCCUAGGCAAUGACCCGAUGGGCCCAGCAGGUUCUGGAAGAGAAUCUGCCAUGUGUGAGAACUGCCUGCUGAGACCAUGGAGGGAGAGAUGGGGUGUGGGUGUCGGGGGAGGACUGGGGAUCCCGUGCAGGGCUCUGCCUCUGUUACACCGAGGUGCUCUCCUCCUCCACAGAUGCCUCUCCCUGACGGCCUGUCCUCUCUCACCUGGGACAUGAGGCACAGCCCACACAGCAGGUGUGUCCCCACACCUGACACACCUGCAUGCUCUGGCCCUCGUUCAUGGGGGAUAUUUGUCUUUUAAUUUAAUUCCACAUUCUCUCAUGUGUACUACUGACCUCCACCUCUGCAGCCAGAAGCAAAAGAUGGUUUAAAGAACUGAACAAGAGGGGGGAAAAAAGAGUGAGAGAGAGAGAAAAUAAACAAAUAAAUAAAUAAAAAUAAAGAAAGAACUGAACAAGUGAGGAAGAAUCAGGUAUGCUUUGGAACGGAUGAAUCCAAAACGAUUCCCUUAAGCCCUUUCUGGAAUCUCCAGCCCUCCCCUCCUCAUCACAUGUCACCCAGUGCAGUUCUUCCAGAAGCACCUGCACUUUGCAGGGACACCCUGGUGUUUGAGGUGACAGCCAGGUGCUGUGCUGAUAAACGGACCCUAAGAAUAUGUCAUUUGUCAAAAGCCCAUCCUCGUGGCCUUUGUCUGUCUUUAGACUGUCUCUUCCUGGCCACCGUCAGGGUGCCCGUGCAAAUGCACUGAAGGCAGAGGUGGGAAGCAGGGAAGAGAGUUGUGUGAUGGGAGUUCCCGUCGGGGCUCAGGGGAAGUGAAUCUCAUGAGUAUCCAUGAGGACACAGGAUCCAUCCCUGGCCUUGCCCAGUGGGUGAAGGUUCUGGCGUGCCUGUGACCUGUGGUGGAGGCAGGCAGCUGAAGCUCCAAUUUGACCCCUGGUCCUGGUACCAUGGG